AUGUCAUUCCUCAAUUUCUCACUCACGUUCGGCUGGGACAUUUUUGAGUUUGAGAAAAAUGCGGGACCUGGGGUACAUAAUGCGGGGCUGCCAACAGGUCCCGCAGACGUCCGGUCCCUCAAAGGGUUCUCCCUACACCUCCCACUCGCACUAGAAGUAGCUUGUAUCAGUCGGAUCAUGAUGCCAAAGACACGGAGUCGGAUUAAGCGACAGCGAAUUUGUCCGUGGUGCUCGUUGUCGUUUUCUAAGGAAGAACAUCUAUCUCGCCAUAUCCGGUCGCAUACAAAGGAGAAGCCAUUUGGCUGUGUGACAUGUGGCAAGACUUUUAGUCGCCAUGACUCGCUUCUGCGGCAUAGCAGAGUACAUUCCAACGAAGGCAAGGAUAAUCCGAUUCUUGACCUAGGAGCUCCAGCUCUAGAGUCCUAUGGGAACUCUGAUCAAAUCCUUGAAGCCGCACAACCGCUCUCCUCAGAAAAUGACUUGGAUCAAGUCUCAUCAUUUCCAGCACACCAAGCAACACCGAGCUCACUGUCGCCUAGCCAGAAUGCUACUGCUGCCCACCCCCAAGCUCGGCUACCAGGAUGGCUCGAAACAAUCGUGCAACCUCCACGGAAUGCCCGUGGGCAAGUCAACUCUCAGGGUCCCUUAUUCACACCACUCGAUAGCAUCUUCGAUUCAACAAUGGAGGAAGCUCUAAAUUUUAGUCAAUAUACUCAAGCUCCAACCUGGCUUGCUGACGAGCAUUUCGACCUAAAUGCAUUGAAUUCUUCGGUGAUGGCAAGCACGCUGGGUUUCUUCUCACCCGAAUACACAGCAAAUGAGGAUGGUACCGAUAUAACAAUACAGAUAGUGGAAGAAUCCCAUCCAGAACGCAAGGAAGAUCAAGUCCGGCUACUGUGGUUCACCUAUGUUGGGACACACAAGUCUGGCUACAUCACGCCCGAGGGUACUCAAGAACAAGUGGAAUUAGAUGAGCAAUACCGGCAAACACUGUCGCAGAGGCUUCAACAACGUGUUCCAACCGAGCCAUUGCCGUCUACCGAUUUCCUGAAUCUGUGUAUCCAGCUGUUCUUCACACGAUUCAAUCCAGGGUCUAUUAUUUUUGAAAGACUCAACAAAGCUAUCCUAGCCUCGUGGGAGAAAUAUCUCUUGAGCGGGAAGGGCGAGGCAAUUGCAAUGACACAGGCUUCGUUGAUUGGACAAAUAUUUGCGAUGCUUUCAGGGACAUUCCAUGGCACUGUUGCUACCUGGGCUAGAAUAUACAAGAUGUUCAAAGCCCGGCGGGCGACAGAUUAUUUGGAGGCGCAUCUCCAGACCCACAACCCAGAAGAAUCAUGGAGGACCUGGGCUCAGUCCGAAGAACAAGUUCGUCUGGCAGCAGGUCUUCACAUUCUGGACACAGAGAUAUCGGAAUUGGUCUUGACGCACCCUCUUCUGCAGCACGAAGAGUCGUUGCUGCCUCUGACCGCAGGCCACGAGCUGUGGGUCGCUUCGAAUUCCACGCAAUGGAAGACAAUUAUUCUGGGCCGUCAACGGGGCGACUCAGGACUAAAUCAAGAUAACUCUAAUGCCCUUGUGGCUGGAUCCGGCACUUUGCCGCUCGGCACUAAUGGACAACCAGAUGGAUUUCAACGGUACAUUACGUUGGAAGGUAUCAAUGCUCGUAUUGCAGAGACGAGAACAUCCCACGCUACCCGAGACCAGACCGUGUCCACACAAUUCGAAUAUCAAUUGAUUCAGUUCUUCGAUCAGCACCUUUACACAAAAGAAGAUGCCACCGCCAACGAUCCGUUCUGCUUGGAUGUGCUAUGGCACUCAGCCUUUAUUUCGCUUUUGGUGGAUUUUGAUCGCUUAGAACUAGCGAUUGGAAGGGAAGGAUACGAGGAGUCUUUACUUUAUCGUGAUUAUGCUCACCAAUGGGCUUCUUCCCCAAAUGCGCGUCGUUGUGCUUUACACGGGGCGAUGAUUCUCCGAAAGCUUCAAAAUUCCCCGUUAGGAAAGGAACCGGCGAUCCACGUCCCUAGGGCGCUGUAUCGGGCGGCCACGGUGUGGUAUGCGUACUCCGAAUACGGGCUGGAUGUCGAUCAAAGCUCCUCGGGAACAUCGCCCGCUGUCAACGUUGAGUUUCCGGAACUUUCUCGGUUAAAGGUCAAUAGUCAGGCUCUCUUAUUCGAAGCUAAUGGCUAUCGAAUGUCGAGACCAAAGACGUCCGAGUCGAGCACGCUCUGUGGGCUGGUUGACCUCCUUCACCGGAUUGGCCAUUGGGGGUUGUCAAGGAAAUUUGCGGAGCAGUUAAGUUUUCUGCUAAAGGAGACGCAGAGUUAA
Molecule: messenger RNA, 2325 nt
Organism: Penicillium cataractarum
Lineage: Eukaryota; Fungi; Ascomycota; Eurotiomycetes; Eurotiales; Aspergillaceae
Product: C2H2-type zinc finger protein
Exons: 8
Coding region: 1-2325 (774 amino acids)
Biological process (GO): regulation of transcription by RNA polymerase II
Cellular component (GO): chromatin
Molecular function (GO): DNA-binding transcription factor activity, RNA polymerase II-specific; RNA polymerase II cis-regulatory region sequence-specific DNA binding
Source: RefSeq, a predicted model, not a curated record